AACAAGUUCUAAAAUAGAGUUUUUGUAUUCAUACAAAACAGCCUCUGCUCAGAGUACUCUUGUUUUCCGUUUAUAAAUACAUAGUUAAUUACUGGUGUAGUGUUUAAAAUCAAUAGAAUAAUUUCCAUGGACUUGUCAGGGCUGUAAGGAUUAAUUGUAGGAACUUUUCCAUUAUGAUAGUGCUUCAUAUAAACACGCCUUCCUGGUGUGGCUGGCUGGGGUUUAUAUUCAUAAACUUCCGGGAGAUGAGGCAGUAGACCUUGCUGGACCCACCCUGUGCUUUUCCCAUAAAGAGAAAGGUUCAAUUUAGUAACCUACGUGGGACCUGUGUCACACUUUUGGAAUGUGGAAGGAAAGACACUCGAGUUUCAUGCAACCUAUCAUGUUCUUGUGCACUAUAUUUUCAUGCCGUGACUGUGCCUUUAAAGCUGUACCUUUAAAAAGCUAAUACAGAGAGUGCUUGAGGUUAAAAAUACUGUGCUGUAAUGUACAUGCUUUUGCUUGCUUGUUUUUAUGGGGGAAUUGGCUGAAAUUGCAGUUUUUCUCUGGCUGUAGCAGUGCUUUCUGAUUGGAGCCUUCACUGCUUGUCAAGCCUGACGUAUCAAGAGUGACUGAUUAAAAGGCACAGGACGGUUCUGAAGGACCUGAGGAUGGAUAAAGAUUUCCGCUACUACUUCCAGCACCCCUGGUCUCGCUUAGUUGUGGCUUACUUAGUCAUCUUCUUCAACUUCCUAAUCUUUGCUGAAGAUCCCGUAUCGCACAGUCAGACGGAAGCCAAUGUUAUUGUUGUUGGUAAUUGUUUCUCAUUUGUCGCAAAUAAAUACCCUGAAGGAGGAGGCUGGAUAUUCCUGAAGGUGCUUCUGUGGUUGCUUGCCAUUCUCACAGGACUGAUAGCUGGGAAAUUUCUGUUCCAUCAGCGUCUGUUUGGUCAAUUGCUCCGCCUGAAAAUGUUUCGAGAGGACCAUGGAUCUUGGAUGACAAUGUUCUUCAGUACCAUCCUCUUCCUCUUCAUUUUUUCUCACAUUUAUAAUCUGUUCCUGAUUAUGGCUGGGAAUAUGAGCGCAUACAUAAUAACAGACUUCAUGGGCAUCAGGAAUGAAAAUUUUAUGAAGGUAGCUGCAGUGGGGACCUGGAUGGGAGAUUUUGUCACAGCAUGGAUGGUCACUGAUAUGAUGCUUCAGGACAAACCCUACCCAGACUGGGGAAAGUCUGCCAGAGCUUUCUGGAAGAAAGGAAACGUCAGGAUCAUUUUAUUUUGGACGGUUCUGUUUACUCUGACCUCUGUAGUUGUGCUUGUCAUCACAACUGACUGGAUCAGCUGGGACAAGUUGAAUCGUGGCUUUCUGCCAAGCGAUGAAGUCUCAAGAGCCUUCUUGGCUUCUUUCAUCCUUGUGUUUGACCUUCUCAUUGUCAUGCAGGACUGGGAGUUUCCACACUUUAUGGGUGAUGUUGAAGUGAAUCUCCCGGGUUUGCCAUCUGCACAUAUGCAACUUAAAGUACCUUACUUCCAAAAGAUCUUCAAAGAAGAAUAUCACAUACAUAUAACAGGCAAAUGGUUUAACUACGGAAUUAUCUUUCUGGUUUUAAUCUUGGAUCUAAAUAUGUGGAAGAACCAAAUAUUUUACAAACCUCAUGAAUAUGGUCAAUAUAUUGGCCCUGGACAGAAGAUCUACACAGUGAAGGACUCAGAAAGCUUGAAAGAUCUUAACAGGACUAAGUUAUCUUGGGAAUGGAGAUCCAAUAACACUAACCCGUUGACCAACAGGACCUAUGCUGAAGGAGACAUGUUCUUGCACAGCAGAUACAUAGGCUCUAGCCUUGAUGUCAAAUGCCUGGCUUUUAUUCCAAGUUUGCUGGCUUUUGUGUUGUUUGGUUUCUUCAUCUGGUUCUUCGGGCGAUUUCAGAAAACUGAUCAAGGCAUGGAGAAUUUAGACAAAUCAUACACAAGAAUGAAAAGAAAGUCACCAUCGGAUAUGGGGAUGACACGAGAAAAUACACAAGUGUUAGUAGAAGAACCAUCGAAUUUUCCAGAACCACAUCUAGUAUCCAUAAAAUCAGACUUAAGUGAAAUUGUUUUUAAUUCCUCUCUUCUAACUUCUGAAAACUUGAAUGCACAACUGAAUGAGCAAGAUAGCCCUCUACAGCCAGUACCAGAACCCUCUGUCCCUAAGAGUGAUCCUGUGACCUAGAGCCCAGGAAAAUCAGUUUAAGUAAGCAGUUAUUAUAAGGAUUCAAUUUUACCUUUUUUAAGUUAAGAUUUCCAUAGUGGUUAGAAUAAGAAACUCAACCUAUACCACAAAGGUGCUCAGCAUGCUUUUUCUAGGGAUUUUGUUUUCUAUUUGUAUUAUAGUACAUGUGCCUACUGUAUAUCUAACAUUCCUUUAUAGAUUGCUUCCCUAAAUUGCACAAGCUAUUUAUUAAUACAUUACCUUAACUGUACAGUAGUGUAUUAGAUGAUUACAUGCAGGUAUAAAAUUCUACCGUGGUGGUGCCUUGAGACAUUAAACUGUUUUUUAACUGAACACCAGAUGUAUAGCACAGUUAUUCUAACCUAUUUUGCGAAGUCUUUUUUCUAUAGGGUUAUUUCAAGUAUCAUUUGAUAUCUUAACAGAGGGGUUAAAUGUAAUUAUUUCUAAAGAAAGGUUUCUGUUUGGGCAUCCCAUCUUGACCUUCCUGUUCGCUCAUGGCUAUGGAGUCAGUGACUUUGGUGACCGCACUGUAAAGAAGCGUGUUGAUUACCUUCUAAUUUUUGCUGGCUAGCUGCCAGACACAAACACAGAUGCAUUAUGUGGUAAAUAGUAGAGUGAUAAUACAUCAUGGGUCACUACUUUUGAAAAUAUGACUUUCUCCAUCAGUAACUGCAAUUAGGUGAUAAUGCCUAAUUAUAUUUUUCAUAAUUAAAGAUAAACUGCUCCUUGAUUAAAAAUUCUGCCCUUCACCUUUUGGAAAUAGAGGUGAAAAUACAAAGCAGAAACAAAUUUCUCCAUCAUCACACCAAAACUAUGCAUCAUCAAAAGGCCAAUGAAGUGAUUACAGUAAUAGACAGAGAGCCUGUUAAAUCCAGUAUUUGAGCAGCUAAGUGUAGGUGUGGUCUGGGAAUAUGUGCUAGUAUUAAAUGCACCACACAGGUAGACAGUCUAAUUUCUCCAAAGACUGAAGAAAUGUUCAGGGGUUUUCAUUAGAGUAGAUUAAUAAUGAAUUGUAUUGUAUCCCUUUUUCCCUCCUUCAUGCAUUAACCAUGAAUGAAUGUAACCUGGAAGCUGGAAUGUGGUACAGGAUUUUUUUCUGCUUCUUUGAAGGGGAUAUCGAAAUAUGAAUUCCUCUGCUGUAUGAUCAAACUAUAUACAGUAAAGAAAUCGCAUAUCUAAAAUAUCACAAAGACUCUGAUUAUCCUCUAAUUUAGUUCUAUAAAUUGUUGUUACAAGUUGCUAAAUAAUAAGUCAAUUUUAAGUCUGAAUUAUUUCCCUGUCACUUCCUGGCAUUGCUCUGUUUUGUCUUUGUGA
This is a messenger RNA of Nothoprocta perdicaria, 3503 nucleotides long. It is a transcript of the gene TMEM117, whose product is annotated as transmembrane protein 117. The coding region runs from base 651 to 2189 and encodes 512 amino acids. The transcript is spliced from 8 exons. NCBI's taxonomy places the organism in Eukaryota, Metazoa, Chordata, Aves, Tinamiformes, Tinamidae. The record is from RefSeq and is a predicted model, not a curated record. Gene Ontology annotation, biological process: intrinsic apoptotic signaling pathway in response to endoplasmic reticulum stress.